Messenger RNA from Neltuma alba, 1030 nucleotides. Its product is annotated as fumarate hydratase 1, mitochondrial. Gene Ontology annotation, biological process: malate metabolic process; fumarate metabolic process; tricarboxylic acid cycle. The record is from RefSeq and is a predicted model, not a curated record. The coding region runs from base 50 to 799 and encodes 249 amino acids. Gene Ontology annotation, cellular component: mitochondrion. The transcript has 12 exons. Gene Ontology annotation, molecular function: fumarate hydratase activity. Lineage: Eukaryota; Viridiplantae; Streptophyta; Magnoliopsida; Fabales; Fabaceae.
GGAGUUUAGUGGCUAUACUACACAAGUGAAGUAUGGAAUUGAUCGAGUGAUGUGCACUUUGCCCCGAAUGUAUCAGUUGGCACAGGGCGGAACGGCUGUUGGGACUGGAUUGAAUACAAAGAAGGGGUUCGAUGUUAACAUAGCAGCAGCAGUAGCUGAGGAAACAAACUUGCCCUUUGUCACAGCAGAAAAUAAGUUUGAGGCCUUGGCUGCCCACGAUGCUUUUGUUGAAGCCAGUGGAGCCCUCAACACAGUUGCAACAUCUUUAAUGAAGAUUGCAAAUGAUAUACGUUUAUUAGGAAGUGGUCCUCGUUGUGGCCUUGGUGAACUCAUUCUUCCUGAAAAUGAACCAGGAAGCAGUAUUAUGCCUGGAAAGGUUAACCCUACCCAGUGUGAGGCUCUCACAAUGGUCUGUGCACAGGUCAUGGGAAACCAUGUAGCCAUCACAGUUGGUGGAGCAAACGGUCAUUUUGAACUCAAUGUAUUUAAACCGAUGAUUGCAAGUUGUCUCCUGCAUUCACUUAGACUACUUGGAGAUGCGUCAGCUUCCUUUGAGAAGAAUUGCGUAAGAGGUAUUCAAGCUAAUAGGGAAAGAAUUUCAAAAUUAUUGCAUGAGUCACUAAUGCUUGUCACAUCCUUGAACCCAAAAAUCGGUUAUGACAAAGCCGCAGCAGUUGCCAAGACAGCGCACAAAGAGGGAACCACUCUUAAGGAUGCUGCGUUGAAGCUUGGAGUACUAACCUGUGAAGAAUUUGACACUCUUGUGGUGCCUGAGAAAAUGAUUGGCCCAACCGAUUGACCGAAUAUUAGGUUUAUGUAAAAGCUUCAGGGAUAGUUCCCUGUUGCAUUGAAGUAUUAUUUUUUUAACCCCAUCCUUUGAUUGGGUCGAGGAAUGAUUGGUUUAAUAAGUUAAAAUUUUGACGUCCAAAAUUGGUAUUCUUGAGGGAGGGGCCCCUACAGAUUUGGAAGGAUUCAAUGUGAUGCGGAACUUGCUGACACAAAUAAAGGAACUUUUUCAUUUUUCUGGCCA